GCUAAAUGCAUAAUGAUUAUACAUAUGUUAUACAUAGAUGUUCUUUUAAUAAAAAUUGCGACUGCGACAUAGUUUCAUUAUUUAUUAAACGUCUAAUAGUUUGCAAAAAUAUAUUAGACGAUAGAUAAUAAACAAUUAAUUUUUUGUGAAUGUUUUCUGGUGAGAAAGUGUUAGUAUAUUAAGUUUAUAGUAUUACUAAGUAGUUGCCAAAAAAUGUGAAAAUAACCGAAACGAUGUAUCACCAUUUUGUUAUUCAUUCCCAUAACAAAGUUGCUUUUAUCAGUUUAAAAAAUUAUUAAUUUGUGUGUACUGUUGACAUUUCGUUGACAAAAUAUAAUUCAUCGUGAAAAAAUAGCUCCAGAAAAUAAUUAGAGGCGUUUUUCCCACAACAAUGAUAGAGUUGACAGUUAAAACAUUGGAUUCUCAAAAUCAUUCGUUUACGGUUGACGAUGAUAUUACAGUUGCUCAGUUUAAAGAAAAAAUUGCUGAUACUGUAAACAUUCCAGCAGAUACUCAGCGGAUAAUAUAUUGUGGAAGAGUACUGCAAGAUGAGUCAAAAUUAAAGGAAUAUGAUGUUCAUGGUAAAGUUGUACAUCUGGUUCAACGUGCACCCCCUGCUAGUAAUCAGAGAUCCAGACCAGCUACACCUCCACCUCACCGAAGACAUUUUAGAGGUCCUGAACAUGGAAAUGCAAUGUAUUUUGGCUCAAUGGCAAUUCCUUCUUCUUUACUUGAUCCACAGAAUGUUGUUUUGCCCUUAUCACCACAUAGUUUAUCUGCUAGCAGGUUGAAUGUUGCAAGAAGAAUGUUACGUCGUGCUGCAUUAGUACUUAAUGCUUUGGAAAAUCCACAAAAUCCUGAACAACCAUCACAAGAAGAACAACAGGAAGAUGUAACUCCUGUAUUUGAGGCCCGUGUUUUAGUUCCAACUGACCCUAUGGAUGAUGUGCUAUCUGCAGUUCAUAAUAAUUUAAUUAAUGCGGGUGCAGUGCAAUUGGGUUCAUCUUCUCAACCAGUUUUCCUCCAGGAAGGUUUAGCAAACCAGCAAGAGGUUACAGUGGAACGAAAUAAUUUAGGUGUUGAUGAUUCAGGAUCACCCAGGGCAAGAUCAAUAUCGUCAACUCCAGGAGGUGUUAGCCCCUUAGCUAAUUCAAUUGAAAAUCUUUCCGCAUUGAAUAAUCAAGAGGCUACGAUUGCAAUGGAUACUGUGGAAGCAUCUGAUUCAACAGGAGUUCAAGGAACUGAAGCUCCACAAAGUGGGGUUGAUAGAUCUUCUGGAACUUCGACAAAUAUAACUGAGAAUGUGUCUAGAACAUCAGAGUUUGCAGAAUUGCUUGAAAAUAUGGCUAGGUUUCAAACACGAUUUGCUCCUUAUAUGGAUCGUUAUAUUCAGUUUAUGCGUAAUGAUCCGGCCAUAUCAGAAGAGAAUACUCGUCAGACGCAGGCCUUUAUCAACCGCGUUUCAGAGGUCUUACAUUUUCUUGGACAUGCUUAUCACUCAUUAAGUGAUAUUAUAGUUCGUGUCAGAACACCUCCGCCACGUCCUCUGCUUUGUAGACCUGUAGUAAUACAGCACCCUACGGUGGUACAAGCUGGAAUUCCUAUUCAAGUUGAAGCUCAAAUAAAUAUUUCUCCUGAUAGUACUAAUCCAUCUAGAAGUCAGACAUCUCAAGUUUCCAAUUCUGCUACAAGUACUAAUCAGCAAGAAACGAAUACUGUGAACCGCAACAUUCCUUCAUCUUCUACCACUAGUUCAGGAGGUAAUGAGCCAGUAGCAUCCUCAGCUGUUUUGCAACCAACUGUUGUUGGAUUUCCGAUGUUUCCGGGUCCAACAAGUAUGCGAGUUCAGACUAUUCCUGUUGAAAUAAGAAGUCUUUCUAGUCCAAGGAUAAGCCUAACAUUGCCGCGGAGUAAUAAUAAUAACAACAACAUCCCUAAUAUGUCAACUGUGCAUACACCAGCAAGUAAUGAAACAUCUUCCAAUAAUCUAGUACCAGAACAAACUACUAGUUCUACAGAAACUCCAGUAUCAGGUGGUGGUCCUUCUUCUACAACUGCUUCAUCAACAACAUCUAGUGUCCCUGGGGGACUUCAAGGGGCUACAUUUACUAUACCAGGCUUUCAUAAUAAUCCGAAUAUGGAAGUGUUUAUGGAAGUUACCCCAGAGAGUAUCACAAUCGAUUCAAUGGAGACAACUUUUGUUGGAGGUGGUCAAGCUAACGAACUUCUGCAAAAUGCUUUUCAAGGCCCACCAUCAGAUAUUUUAAAUUCGAUAUGGCACAUGGCUGGUCAGUUAGUAAACAGAGGAGCUCAGUCUACCCAAUCUAAUACACCAAAUCCGACGUCAUCUUCAACGUCGACCACAGCUCCGUCUGCUCCACCCACCGAACAAAUUGAUUCAUCAACUAGCGAAUCUUUCGGUACGCAAACAACAUCAAAUUUAGGAUCGUCGGCUGCCACAACUCAGAAUUCUCAAGCUCGAGGUAACACUCAAACUAAUCCCACGACAGCUACUCAUACAAGAUCUACUUCGCGUCCACACGUGCAUCUCGCACAACAUGCCAUACAGGGAUUUGAUCCUUACUUGCCAUGUAAUUCACAUCACGUUGUUCCUUGGAGACGAUUCCAGUCAAGUAAUGCACGACAGGACAAUGCUACUGCAACUGCAAGUGGCCAAAAUUUACAAAGUGGAGGAACUGGAACUGAUAGAGAUAGUGGAGGCACUCGAAUAUAUCCAGUUAAUAACACAAUCAUGAAUAUAUUGCAGGGUAUAGUUAAUUCAAUACAUACUAUCUAUGGUCGUCAAGCGCAGCAACAACCUCAAGCGCAGCAACAACAAAGAACUACUGUUAAUGUGGCACAAGCUACACCACUGGAUAAUGGAGUGACGGGAAGUGUAGCACAAAGUGCCGGAGAUGGUGUGGGGCAAGGGGCAACUACAGAUUUAAAUAGUUUACCGCUUCAAUUGCUGCAAACGUUUAUGCCUCAAUUGCAAAAUAUUAAUCUUUCUGACUCUAAUACUUCUGGUCCUACAAUUGCAGAGUUGCUCCAAUUAAGCAGUGUUUCUGAGGGAGAAAAUCUUUUUUUAGAUCUUAUAAAUUUGUUGUCACGCCAUUUAACUGUUGGUGAUUUGAUACAAUCGACAAAUGGCCGUCUUGAGCCUUGGAUGCGCAUUCGUUCUUCUAUACGAAACUUUUUUUUGGUUCGUGUCAUGAAUGGAUCUUGUUCCAGCGUGGCAAUUGACAGAGGCGUUAAUCGCAUCUUGUCAGAGAUGCAACCCUUAUUUAAUCAUCUCAAUGCAUUACCCACGCGUGACGAUAUCGACUUAGUGAGGUCUGCCCAAUCAUUGUUUCGUGCUCGUUUGCCAAAUAUAAUUUCUUUGGCCACAUCAAGAAGCCCUAAUUCUCUUCGAAUGCUUGUUGAUCAGUGCUUAAUAACUGCGAAACAAUUUGGUGCGUUGAUUUUGCGUGCGAGUAGGAACGGACAACCUGGUGUUGAAGUUGUUUUGGAUUCGAUAGUUAGUCAUCAUACGAGAGGUAUUCCAAGAGAGAUUCAACAGUGGACAUUAAUGACAACUAGAACACAAAUGAGGCAAUUCUUGUCUAAUCUAGGCGUUCCUGAUAGUGUUUUACAACCAUAUAUAGUUCGUAAGAUUGAUGCUGUGACGUCAAAUGUUGUUGCCAUUGCACAAAAGGAUCAGCAAGGAGAAGCUAUGCAAGUGGACGAUGUCGAUCGAGAUGACAAUAGUGGUGGAGCGAGCGGUUCAACUGAAAUUACGCCAUCUUCUGUAAUAAAUCUCGGGGAUAAGGAAAAUGACGGGGAACCUCUUCCUACAGUUGUAUUAGGAUCAGAAACUUGGCAUAAUGACGUACCAGCUGAUUGGGUUCCUAUAAUAGCUCGCGAUGCCCAGAGACAACGCCGACAAAAUUCUCAAGCUCCUUUCAGUGACGCUUAUUUGUCGGGAAUGCCCAGUAAACGGAGGAAGAUUGUGACAGCUGCUAAACCGCGAGGUAGUCUGUCUCAAGUAAUUUCAGAGAGUGUGCGCAGAGCAGUAACAGCAACUGGUUUGGCUUCAGUUGCGCCGUUAGAGGUGGUAGCGCAAGGUGCAGGGUCCGAUAUAAAUAUUCAAUCAGCAUACAGAGAGUUAUUACGAAGUAAUGUGAGAGCAGGAAUUAGAGAUAACUCAGACUUUACUCCUGAGCGCUUUCCUAACGCCACUAGCUAUUUCAAUGGUCCUCAAUAAUAAUAAUAGUAACUGUGCUUUGCAUUGAUAUAAACAAAAAAAUAUGAGAGCUAUUAGGCUGCUGUACUGUAGACAAUGUAAUAAUUGUUAUUAUGGUUAAUUACUUUAUGAUUAUUCUAUAUUCUUAUUGUAAUAUUGAACUAAUACGAUCAUUUACUUGAGUCUGUCUGCAUUACCAAUAGCGUUGUUGUAGAACCAAAUUUAAAAAUUACUAAUAAAUAAAAGUGUUAUGAUGGGUUAAUAAAUUGUGUAAUAAUUACAAAAGCAUGAA
This is a messenger RNA of Agrilus planipennis (emerald ash borer), 4514 nucleotides long. RefSeq names its product large proline-rich protein bag6. Gene Ontology annotation, cellular component: BAT3 complex. Gene Ontology annotation, molecular function: misfolded protein binding; polyubiquitin modification-dependent protein binding. The record is from RefSeq and is a predicted model, not a curated record. Bases 392 to 4243 code for a protein of 1283 amino acids. The transcript is spliced from 18 exons. NCBI's taxonomy places the organism in Eukaryota, Metazoa, Arthropoda, Insecta, Coleoptera, Buprestidae.